AUGAGUAAUCACCUUAACAACCAGAUACAACGGCAAAUCCAACAAGCUGCAACUCCAAUAGUCAACACCCCCACGAAUAGCAUCAAAAUCCUUCAAAUCAAUCUUCAAAAAUCCAAAACUGCAACAGAUAACCCCAUCCAAUUCUUAACUGAAAAUCACCACGAUGCAGUUCUCGUCCAAGAACCGUAUUGCCACCAAGGAAACCCAAGAAAUCUACCAACUACAUGGAAUGUCUUUAACCAGCUCAACGCAGAUCCAAACAACAACCCAAGAGCAGCCAUAUUCGUGAUUAACAGGUCUUGGUCUCCCAUUAUACAGACUGCCAAGCGAGAUGUAGUCACCAUACAAAUCACUACGCAAGACUCACAACUCUUCCUGACAAGUGCUUAUGCCUCUCCAACAGAAGAAUUAGAAAAUACACUUCAUGACCUAAACAUCAAUUUUUAUAACACACAAGCACCACAUAUCAUUGGCGGAGAUUUUAACGCCCAAAAUCAACUAUGGGGAUAUAACCACACCUCUCCAAGAGGAAGCUCCAUGGAGGAUUUCAUUCAAGCCAAUAACCUGAUCCUGCACAAUACACCAGAAGACAACCCCACAUUCGAAACCAUCAACAGCAAGAGAUGGCCAGACCUAACACUCUCGACGCAUCACCUAAUAGACAAGAUUCAGAACAGACAAAUUUUAGAAGAUCACACUAACUCUGAUCACAACUACAUCUCCUAUGAAAUCAUCCAAGCAAUAGACCACGUCCAUACCCACAGAUUCAACAUCAACCAAGGUGCAGCAGGAAAUUUAAAAGAGCCAUUAAACUUAAAGCGACCUCCCUAA
This is a messenger RNA of Stegodyphus dumicola, 831 nucleotides long. RefSeq lists its product as uncharacterized. The record is from RefSeq and is a predicted model, not a curated record. Lineage: Eukaryota; Metazoa; Arthropoda; Arachnida; Araneae; Eresidae.